GGAAAGCCCUCCGCGUCCGCCAUUUUGGCUGCCUCUGUCGGUCUGUUCAGUUACCACGUGAACCGCCGACGGAGACCCGUGGGGGGAGGGAGGCGGCGGCAGCGUUGAGUGAGAAAGGAAAAAAGACAACGAGGAGGAGGAGGUGUCCGGGUAGGGCGACGCGGCGACACCCGAGGCCUGGUGGUGGCGGCGGAUCGGGGUAUUCGGGGCUGAAGUGGCCAGGCAUCGGAGGCGGUCGGACAAACAGACUGACCGAGCCGGGUGGUGGCGGGAGCCUCGGGAGGAGCCGGAACGAUGCCGGCCGUGAGCCUCCCGCCCAAGGAGAACGCGCUUUUCAAGCGGAUUUUGAGAUGUUAUGAACAUAAACAGUAUAGAAAUGGAUUGAAGUUCUGUAAACAAAUCCUCUCUAAUCCCAAAUUUGCAGAGCAUGGAGAAACCCUGGCUAUGAAAGGAUUAACGUUGAACUGCUUGGGAAAAAAGGAAGAAGCUUAUGAAUUGGUUCGUAGAGGUCUGAGAAAUGACUUGAAGAGUCAUGUAUGUUGGCAUGUUUAUGGCCUUCUUCAGAGGUCAGACAAGAAGUAUGAUGAAGCCAUUAAGUGUUACAGAAAUGCACUAAAAUGGGAUAAAGACAAUCUUCAAAUCUUGAGGGACCUUUCCUUACUACAGAUUCAAAUGCGAGAUCUUGAGGGUUACAGGGAAACACGGUAUCAGUUACUUCAGCUUCGACCUGCACAGAGAGCAUCAUGGAUUGGUUAUGCUAUUGCUUACCAUUUAUUAGAAGAUUAUGAAAUGGCAGCAAAGAUUUUAGAAGAAUUUAGGAAAACACAACAGACAUCCCCUGAUAAAGUGGAUUAUGAAUAUAGCGAACUCCUUUUAUAUCAAAAUCAAGUUCUUCGGGAAGCAGGUCUCUAUAGAGAAGCCUUGGAACAUCUUUGUACCUAUGAAAAGCAGAUUUGUGAUAAACUUGCUGUAGAAGAAACCAAAGGGGAACUUCUGUUGCAAUUGUGUCGCUUGGAAGAUGCUGCUGAUGUUUAUAGAGGAUUACAAGAGCGAAAUCCUGAGAACUGGGCCUAUUACAAAGGCUUAGAAAAAGCACUGAAGCCAGCUAAUAUGUUAGAACGGCUGAAAAUAUAUGAGGAAGCCUGGACUAAAUAUCCCAGGGGACUGGUGCCAAGAAGGCUGCCAUUAAACUUUUUAUCUGGUGAAAAGUUUAAAGAAUGUUUGGAUAAAUUCCUAAGGAUGAAUUUCAGCAAAGGUUGUCCACCAGUCUUCAAUACUUUGAGGUCCUUAUAUAAAGAUAAAGAAAAGGUGGCAAUCAUAGAAGAAUUAGUAGUAGGUUAUGAAACCUCUCUAAAAAGCUGCCGUUUAUUUAACCCCAAUGAUGAUGGAAAGGAGGAACCACCAACUACAUUACUUUGGGUCCAGUACUACUUGGCACAACAUUAUGACAAAAUUGGUCAGCCAUCUAUUGCUCUGGAAUACAUAAAUACUGCUAUUGAAAGUACACCUACAUUGAUAGAACUUUUUCUUGUGAAAGCUAAAAUCUAUAAGCAUGCUGGAAAUAUUAAAGAAGCUGCAAGGUGGAUGGAUGAAGCUCAGGCCUUGGACACAGCAGAUAGAUUCAUCAACUCCAAGUGUGCAAAGUAUAUGCUAAAAGCCAAUCUGAUUAAAGAGGCUGAAGAAAUGUGCUCAAAGUUUACAAGGGAAGGAACAUCAGCAGUUGAGAAUUUGAAUGAAAUGCAAUGCAUGUGGUUCCAGACAGAAUGUGCCCAGGCAUAUAAAGCAAUGAAUAAAUUUGGUGAAGCACUUAAGAAAUGUCAUGAAAUUGAGAGACAUUUUAUAGAAAUCACUGACGACCAGUUUGACUUUCAUACAUACUGUAUGAGGAAGAUUACCCUUAGAUCAUAUGUGGACUUAUUAAAACUAGAAGAUGUACUUCGACAGCAUCCGUUUUACUUCAAGGCAGCAAGAAUUGCUAUAGAGAUCUAUUUGAAGCUUCAUGACAACCCCCUUACAGAUGAAAAUAAGGAGCAUGAAGCUGACACAGCGAACAUGUCUGAUAAAGAGCUAAAGAAGCUACGUAACAAACAAAGAAGAGCUCAAAAAAAAGCCCAGAUAGAAGAGGAGAAAAAAAAUGCAGAAAAAGAAAAGCAGCAGAGAAAUCAGAAAAAGAAGAAGGAUGAUGAUGAUGAGGAAAUUGGAGGGCCAAAAGAAGAACUUAUCCCAGAGAAACUGGCCAAGGUUGAAACUCCAUUGGAAGAAGCUAUUAAAUUUUUAACACCAUUGAAGAACUUGGUGAAGAACAAGAUAGAAACUCAUCUUUUUGCCUUUGAAAUUUACUUUAGGAAAGAAAAAUUUCUUUUGAUGCUACAAUCAGUAAAAAGGGCAUUUGCUAUUGAUUCUAGUCAUCCCUGGCUUCAUGAGUGUAUGAUUCGACUCUUUAGUACUGUGUGUGAAAGUAAAGAUUUGCCUGAUACAGUUAGAACAGUAUUAAAACAAGAAAUGAAUCGUCUUUUUGGAGCAACGAAUCCAAAGAAUUUUAAUGAAACUUUUCUGAAAAGGAAUUCUGAUUCAUUGCCUCACAGAUUAUCAGCUGCCAAAAUGGUAUAUUAUUUAGAUCCUUCUAGUCAGAAACGAGCUAUAGAAUUGGCAACAACCCUUGAUGAAUCCCUCACUAACAGAAAUCUCCAGACUUGUAUGGAGGUAUUAGAAGCCUUGUGUGUUGGUAGCCUAGGAGACUGUAAAGAAGCUGCUGAAGCUUAUAGAGCAAGUUGUCAUAAGCUUUUCCCUUAUGCUUUGGCUUUUAUGCCUCCUGGAUAUGAAGAGGAUAUGAAGAUCACAGUUAAUGGAGAUAGUUCUGCAGAAACCGAAGAACUGGCCAAUGAAAUUUGAACAUCAUUAAACAAGAAAAUGGAUGAUUUUGGACCAUAUCUAGUGUAUAAUAUUUUUGUCACGCACCUGCUGCAUUGCUCUAACUUACACAGAAUGAGAGGAGUAAAUGUUCUUGCCUUCAAAUAGUGUUUUACGUUUUUUUAUCCUGCUGAAAAAGUAUAUAUAAGAUAUCUAACAUUACAGGACAUAGGUUCAGUUUCUUAAAAAAUUAAAAGCUGCUAAAAUUGAGGGAUUAAAAAAAAAAAAGAUACCUUAUCCUAUUCCUACCUACCCACCAUGUUUUUAAACUAAUUUAUAUAAAAUCUGGAGGCUAUUACAGCUAACAAAGCAGGUGUGUGGCAGAAAUAUUACUUUAAAUUUGUCUUGUGAGAUUUUACUAUAUCUCAGACAGCAUAAAUGCUGUUUUAGCACUGGAUUCUUUCACUGAGCACAAAGAGUUGUUGGGGCUUUAGCAUCUGACUGAUUUUGUUACGGGGUUGAUUCUGACCAUAGGAAGUAUGCAAUGUGAAUCACUAUUUACGGAGAAAUCUACAACAGAUGCUUGAUGUUGUAGAAACUGGGACAUAUAGAUACCAAGCAGGAUUAUAAGAAACCUAGGAGGUGUUCAAUACGCUUGUUGUGUUUCCAAAAUUCACUGUACAUGAUCAGUUUGGUGUUCUUGUACCACAGUUUUUAACUGAAGGAACCAGUUGGAACAAUCUCAAUUUUAACUAAAACUUGAAGAACUAAAAUAACAAUGCAAACCUUUUAGCAUUGUUUUGGCCAAACUUGUUAAAACUGUAAUGCAAGAACCAAAUGCACUGUGAUGUGGCACCAACUAAUUAGCAAGCAUGAAUUUUUCACCCAAGAGUGAAAAAAGAAAAUCCACCAUGGCUUGAAGUUACAGACAGAACUCCUGACUACCAUUCUAUGACUGAUCAAGAGACUAAUAGUUAAAACCUCAGCAGGCCUUGUUCACGAUAUGCAGAAAAAAAAAGUGCUGCAGUUUAGAUACCUCUGGAAUUUUUCCACAGUGUCACAGGUUUGUAAUACUUGAAGCCCUACAUUUCUAAGAAUAUAUUUCUUGCUCAGUUGUUUCAGGCAAGCCCAAGACUUUGUAAUUUUUAAAGGGCCCAAGAUUUUUUUUUUCCAAUAACAGACCAGCUUCUUUUUCCUGCAGUUACAGAUGUAAUUUCUUUUUUGUUGUCAAACAUAAGGUACCAAAUAUGAUGCAAUAAAUUGUUUUGAAAAACAGUUGUGUGAAUAUUUCCACUAAUCUGUUUUGGGCUUCUGUGAAAAUACACAGGUGGAAACAGAGGUGCAAGCCAGAGGCCAUGUAGCGCACUGUCAAGCUAGUGCAGUGGGCGCUUUUAGAAUGGGCUGAUGCUGGUGUCAGGGAAGUUCCGUAAUGAAGUGUAAUGUGCCCCUACAUUAAGGCUUCAUUGAGGGUGGGAUGGUGGCAGGUACUAUGAAUGUAACUCAUACUCUGAAAGGAAAACAAAACUGCUACUUUGACUGGGAAAAAUGAGCCUUAAACAUGUCAAACCUGUACACUGAGAACUAGCCUCAGGCUCAAUAUUCUCAUUGCAUUUGCAAGAUCUGAGCAAAUAAGAUUAAGUAAAAUGAGUCAGCUGUAUAUAUAAUUGAACUUUUUGUAGUACUUUUAGUAUAUAGAGUGUAUACUCUAAAGGGAAUUUUCAGAAGUCCUAAUUGUUUCAUUGAUUCUUUCAUAGUACAUGACCUGCAUUCCACAUCCCAGUCUAACAGUUUAGUGAUAAAAAGAAAAUUACAAACAGAACUCCAGUGCUUUGUUUUGUUUUAUUAACUGGCCCUGUCUCAGGAACAUCUUAACAGAUGGCAAAAAAAUAAACUUUUUUUUUUUUAACUUCUCCUAUGAGUGGCAACAGAAGUUCUUAUUGUUGGGAAAGAACACUAGUGCUACCUCUGCCACUAAUAAGGUGUUUGGAGGAGGCACCAGCCAUAUGUAGGGGGUAUGUGUGUGAAUUCUGUUUAAACUCUACUGUAUAUUGAAAUGAAAUUCAUCUAUAUGUCUUGACAAUGUUCAAAUGAUGUAGAUUGUCUUAGAAUGAAAAGUACUCAGAACUCUAAAUGCAGAUGCCACCCAUGGGGAGCUAAAUUCCUAACAUGUAUAUUGUAUUCCAACCCGAUUUUACUGGAAACUAUUGAAUAAAUCUUUUAUUUUCUUUCAGGUUUACUUGAUAGUGGAUACAUUGUCUGGUGUCAGAGGACCUUGACUGGGUUCAUUUUAUGUCCAGACAUCACCCCUAAAAUAUUGUGUACUGUACCCUCUUGCUCUAAGAAGUAUCAACUAAAUCAUCUCAUAUUUGCCUCAUUCAUUAAUUUCCAAUGAUACUGUGGGGGAAAAACAGGGUUAGAAAACAAGUGGAAAAAAUUGCAGUGAUAUUGUAAUCUAAACAAGUGCCUUAUGUUUAUUGCUAAGAACUGGUGUUAUUAACCCUUUUGAUAAGAAAGGGUCCCUUGACCUGUAUUAACAUAGGAAAGUAAAGUUCUUUUCGUUUUUCUUUAUAUUCAGUUACUCUUGUCAUUUCUCAUUGGAAGACUAAAAUCUUGACUAGGUGAGUUUACUCAGCUUUAAUUAGAUAGUUCUGAGUCAUACAUUUUCACCAUUUUUUCUGUAUUUAUUAUGCGCAACAAUAAAGUAUGAUCUAUCAUGGCAUGACUAAAAGUAGUGCCGAUGUUAGUGAAGAGCUUUUCUGUGGGCUGUAUCAGGCCCUGUUUUUCAGUGUUUGCAUGUACUCUGUGGUAUGUUGCUUAUUAGAGCUGUGAAACGAAAACUGUGAAGAGGUCAGAACAGUGCGGUCCAGAUUCAGGUAGGUUACAAUAAAUUCAGGGAAAUCUCUCUUCUGUACAAUUUCUAGGAAUAUUUCAGCUGCCAUGUGUACCAUGUGUGGGAAAAGCUAAAAAAUGAAAAAGAUGGGUAUAUACAAGACAUACUUGUGUAAGUAUAUCCUUGUCUUUGAAAAUUGCCAGCCUUGAAUUCUGAAAUUAGGAAAAUUCAAAGAACUUUCUGGUGGAAAGUAGUGUAGUCUUCCUAUUUUAUUAGCUCAUGCUGCUGCUGCUGCUUUUUUUUUCUUCCUUUUUCCUUUUUCCUCUAAGGCAAGGUUUGUUUCUUUCUUUUUUAAUGUGGUGCUGAGGAUCGAACCUCAUGCAUACUAGGCAGGCACUCUACCUCUGAGCCACAACCCCAGCCCCAAGAUAAGGUUUCUUAAUAUUCUGUUUCUUAAUAACUGUUGCUGAAUCUGCUACUAAGUCUAAAUUAAAAACAAGAUCCCGUGUAAUGGCUAUGACUGUAUUGUAACAUGGGAUGCCAAAACAUUAAAUUUUGUUUCAAUUUUGACAUUCAAAAAUCUCUCAACCUGUAGCGAUGAAACAUUUUUGGAAAAUUAUUUAUCAAAUUGCACUUUUAACUUUCAGCAUGCAACCUAUGAGAUGGAUCUUGAAAUUAAAUAUUUGUACUAUGAGGAGGUUCUAGAGAAAAUAAUGCUCCAUUUUAGCAGCACAGAAGAGUAUCUUUUAUAUACUCCCUAGAUAUAUAAAUACCAGCGCAAACUGGUAUUUGCAUUAGGACAUAUCCCUUUAUGAUUACAUUAGAAAUGAGCCAAAGGAGAGGGAAUAGUAAAAGAAGUGGAAGUUUCCCACUGUUGAUUUAUUUAGGUGCCUUUAAGUACUGUCAGUUUUGGUACUAUUGCCAGAAGAAAGAAAAAACUCAGAUAAUAUUAGAACUUUUACUAACUAGUCAACUACAGACAAGAUUGGAAGUCUUCAGCGUCCUUUAUAGAAUUCUUUUGGCCAAAAAAAAAAAAAGUAGGCUUUGUUUCAAGGCUACUUAUAC
Ictidomys tridecemlineatus (thirteen-lined ground squirrel) is the source of this 6745-nucleotide messenger RNA. It is a transcript of the gene Naa15, whose product is annotated as N-alpha-acetyltransferase 15, NatA auxiliary subunit. Gene Ontology annotation, biological process: N-terminal peptidyl-methionine acetylation. Lineage: Eukaryota; Metazoa; Chordata; Mammalia; Rodentia; Sciuridae. Gene Ontology annotation, molecular function: protein binding. Gene Ontology annotation, cellular component: cytoplasm; NatA complex. The record is from RefSeq and is a predicted model, not a curated record.